ACCAUUCUGGUUCCUUUUCAGAUCAGCUGCCGGAAAACGUAAUCCGCCGUCAAAACCUGCUUAACCGCCUCUUGCUUCUCAAAUCCUAUCGCUUCCAAGGUGCUAUCAUUUAAGUCUCUCGGAUUGUACACCAUUUCCGACGUCAAUUAGGAAAAAGAAGAUGGGAGAAUUGACAGGUUACCAAUUGGGGGUUAUUGGAGCAUUGUUUCUAUCUGUGGCAUCAUCUGUAUCCAUUGUUAUCUGCAACAAGGCCUUGAUGAGUAAUCUUGGUUUUCCUUUUGCUACAACGUUGACUAGUUGGCAUCUGAUGGUAACAUAUUGCACGCUUCAUGUGGCUCAUCGUUUGAAUUUCUUUGAGAACAAGAGCAUUGAUAUGAAGACUGUGAUCCUGUUUGGCAUUCUAAAUGGUAUAUCAAUUGGUUUUCUUAACUUGAGCCUUGGCUUUAACUCCAUUGGCUUUUAUCAGAUGACCAAACUUGCAAUCAUACCUUUCACUGUCCUCUUGGAAACUCUUUUCUUGAAAAAACAGUUCAGCCAGAAAAUAAAGCUCUCUCUUUUCCUCUUACUUGUUGGAGUUGGCAUAGCAUCAGUGACAGAUCUUCAGCUCAAUUUUGUUGGCACAGUUCUCUCAAUUCUAGCUAUCAUGACCACCUGUGUUGGACAAAUUCUGACGAACACAAUUCAGAAGAGACUAAAUGUGUCAUCAACUCAGCUGCUGUAUCAAUCAGCCCCAUUUCAAGCAGCUAUUCUGUUUGUCACAGGCCCUAUGGUGGAUCAGUACCUCACCAAGCAAAAUGUUUUUGCUUACAAAUAUUCACCUCUUGUUUUGGGGUUCAUAAUUCUAUCGUGUGUGAUUGCGGUUUCUGUGAAUUUUAGUACAUUUUUGGUGAUUGGGAAAACAUCACCAGUUACAUACCAAGUGCUAGGCCAUCUCAAGACAUGUCUGGUUCUUGGAUUUGGGUAUACUUUGCUACAUGACCCUUUCACAGAGAGGAACAUCAUCGGAAUACUUGUUGCCAUUGUGGGAAUGGGCUUAUAUUCUUACUUUUGUACCCAUGAAAACAAAAAGAAACAAAUGGUUGAUCUCUCUCCUGGUUCUCAGAUUAAAGAUAAGGACAGUAAUUCACCUCUGUUGGAAAAGGAAAACCAUUUCGAAGUGAAGAAAGCAACCAAAGACUCCCUUGUUUAAGCUAAAGCGAUUGCUAGGGUUUUUUUUUUUUUUAUUGUGUUUAUAUUUCCUUUUAUCAUGUAAUUCAAUCGAGUAUAAUCAAAAUUUUGAUUCUUUUAAAU
This is a messenger RNA of Cynara cardunculus var. scolymus (artichoke), 1290 nucleotides long. Its product is annotated as UDP-xylose transporter 1-like. Gene Ontology annotation, molecular function: UDP-xylose transmembrane transporter activity; antiporter activity. NCBI's taxonomy places the organism in Eukaryota, Viridiplantae, Streptophyta, Magnoliopsida, Asterales, Asteraceae. The coding region runs from base 161 to 1189 and encodes 342 amino acids. Gene Ontology annotation, cellular component: Golgi apparatus. The transcript is spliced from 9 exons. The record is from RefSeq and is a predicted model, not a curated record.